This is a messenger RNA of Oncorhynchus mykiss (rainbow trout), 1458 nucleotides long. It is a transcript of the gene cfap107, whose product is annotated as cilia and flagella associated protein 107. Gene Ontology annotation, cellular component: axonemal microtubule. Gene Ontology annotation, biological process: flagellated sperm motility. NCBI's taxonomy places the organism in Eukaryota, Metazoa, Chordata, Actinopteri, Salmoniformes, Salmonidae. The record is from RefSeq and is a predicted model, not a curated record.
GAGCAGGUGAAAUGCACCAUCAUCCGUUCUGUUUGAUCUAACUAUGCUCUAAUAUUAGGACCAAACCAGCUCUUAAUCAGACGUAUUUGACACCAUGUGCAGUACCACAUACAGUAUGGGAAAUCAGGAAAAGAGUUAUGAUAAAUGGACCCAACCUGGCUGGAGAAUAGAGCAGAAGUAUGCAAACAAUGUUCUAAUUGGCAACUGGGUGGAAGAGAAGUUUCAGUUCACUCGAGAGUGUAAGACAGCCAACAGCACCAACCGUGCAGACUACCAGCCACAGUGGGACCACCGGCCAGACGUCAUCCUCAGACGAGAGGCGCUGCGGAAAGCUGAGGGCCUUCCCGCUAAGCUGCUUCUCUCCCACCACGGCACGCUGCCCUCCCAUUACCUGGUCACCCUCUAUGAUGAGAUGUAUGGGCGCCAGGGCACCUCCACCCUGCCUCCCUUGCGCUCCUGGCAUCCAGACAGGCUGGCGUGGACGCCAGAGAAGUCUGACCACCCAAGCUUGGCACCUCCAACUAACUUUGGCCUGGUGGAGUCUAGACAGGUCCGUCUGGAUCAGCAGCAGUCCCCCCUCCCUGCGCUGAGUGUGUAUAGGUCAGCGUACCAGAAGUACCCACUCAGUGCUUUCUGCCAGCCCCGCUUCGCCAGUGUGCCACGAGGCCACUCCAGUAAGCUCCAUCCUGCCAAUCGAAUCAACAAGGACAUGGAUCUGAAACAACGGCCCUGCAGACAGGUCCCAGACAACUCAGUCUCCGCCAGCCUCCUCCCUCCCCUGUCUGUUGUGUAGACACAGAGCUCGGGCCCUGAGAUGGCGCCUCACACGCUGUUUCAAUACUCCGUGCUCUAAGGCAUGAAAAAUUAAAUGAAGCAGAACAUAUGGGAUAUCAAAAUAUGCAGAAAAUUAAACAGGAGUCUCAUUAUAAUCUCUUGAAAUCUAGGCUGUGUGUGUGUGUGUGUGUGUGUGUGUGUGUGUGUGUGUGUGUGUGUGUGUGUGUGUGUGUGUGUGUGUGCGUGCGUGCGUGCGUGCGUGCGUGCGUGCGUGCGUGCGUGCGUGCGUGCAGGAAGGGAAGGAGUGUCCGCAAAACACAUCUGAACAUUUAGGAUAAUCACAUGCUAAUUAUUUACCUCGCACUUAAUAUUUUCAAUUUGCUGUUUCGCUAUUUGCCGUUCUUGUCUACUAAUGUUUUGUAUUAUGUCAUGUUUCAUGUUUUGUGUAGACACAGGAAGAGUAGCUGCUGCCUUCGCAACAGCUAAUGGGGAUCCUAAUAAAAUACCAAAAUACCAAAUACCCUAGCCUAGUGUUGAUGUCAGAGCUGACCUGUGUGUCCAUAUCAGGAGCAAUGAGUGAUGCAAGGCAAACUCUGAGGGGACCUGUCUAACUCCCAUUCCAUUAGGUGUUUAAUUACAGGGAAUCAAAGUGUUUAAUUAGGAGGAAUAAAAGAUGCUUAUGUG